AAUCUGAAGUGUCAAAUGAAGCCAAUCGGAUCCGUCAAAUCCAAACAAGGUUCUGUUCGGUGUGUGCUGAGCUCCACUCCUCAGACACAGGAGGGAGCAGGACCUCAGCGUUGUCAUGACUCAUUAAACUAAGUCUGCGUUUCAGUUUGUGUCUUGACCGUUGACGGUGAUGAGUCACACCACAGGCGGCGUUUGUCCCUGUUCCUGCCUCAGUCCUCGGUCGGAACCGUUCCCAUCGCGAUCAAUAAACUGGUUCUAAAGUCUUGACCAGGCUCUUGUUGAACAGACUGGUUUCUGCUGGUUCUGAGGUUCUGAGUCCACGGCAGCAGAACGGGAACCCAGUGGUCACGUGGCAGAAGUGAAUUCCUCAGUAACACUCCAUCAAUCAGCCCCUUGUGGUGAAGUGGUUAAACAGACGUUUGCAAACGGCAUUAGAGGACACGAAGAGCACGAGGACCAGGAUUCUCUGGUCUGAGACACAUUUAAGCCGUUGGGCAGAACUCCAGCCUGUGGGACUGGGAAACAACACAGCGCAUCAUCCUCUGGCUAAUAUCAGAACUAAGAGACGAGUGACUGCAGCCAAACAGAUAAAUAGAGCGAACCCGGUCCAGAGCACAUCGGACCUGAAGCUGAGGUGAAGGUUCGCCUUUCAGCGUGAACGCGAUCCAAAGCCAAAAAGCCUCUUCAACAAAGGACCAUGACAACGCACACAUGCUUCGCAUCAAGUGUUGGAGGAUCUGCAUAGAAUAAAUGAAUGUGAAGCUUCAGCCAAAAGCUCCCACAGAUCCAGCUGAUUUCUCCUCGCUUCGUUUCAACCUCUCACCCUCUUCUUGUGCUGAGACAAUAAGUUUCUCCAUUUCACAUCAAGUUCAGUUCAUCCUCUGUUAAAACCAAUGACGCACAAGUCCGAAUAUGACCAAUAUGAGGCUCAUCACUGGGGUUAAAGAUUUACAAGCAUUUAAGAUCAGAACGUUUGCCUUUUUAGACCACGUGGCACUUGAAACGGUGUUUUGGCGCCACGCAGCGGCCGCUCUGAGUCGUUGCAGCCGCGGGUCACUUCCGGUCCUCCAAUCGACAACAGGGACGGAGGAGCGAUCCGAGUCGCUCAGCGAGUACCGGCCGGGAACCGCGCUUUUCAGCGGAAACGUGAGCUUUUUCCUGCAGGGAUGCCGAUGUCCACGUUCCAGAAAGUGACGCUCGCGACCGGCCUCGUGCUGUGCGUCGCGCUGCUGCUUCCCAAAAUGCUGCUCUCCCGGGGGAGGAAGGAUGCUGAGCGGCCGGAGGGUCAUUUUCCUCCGAUGAUGCAUCGCCAGGCGGCCCCUGAGAGUCGAGGCCAGAGGCCCACGGGCUCCGGCUACUCCAGGCCUCAUAAUUCUGAGAGCGGAGCCCGAGGUAAAGGAGCAGGAACGGGUGCGGGGGCCGGAGGCAAAUCCAACCUGGCCGGUCAGAUCAUCCCUGUGUACGGCUUCGGGAUCCUACUCUACAUCCUCUACAUCCUGUUCAAGAUCACCUCUAAAGGGAACAGCAAACCUUCAGAGAGCAGGUUUACUUCAGUUCGCUCAGAGAACAUGAAGAGAAAGAUCACUGACUAUGAACUGGCCCAGCUGCAGGAGAAACUCAGGGAAACAGAACUGGUGAUGGAGAAAAUAGUUUCCAGUGUCCACCACAGUCCUGAGAGGGUGAAUGGAGUGAUGGCAGAUCAGGAGGAGAGUCUCCUGCAGCAGCUGACAGAGAUAACGCGGGUGAUGCAGGAAGGCCAGCUGGUGGAGGGGAUGGCUGCAGAGAGGAAGGCCCAGAGCAGCUGGGAAGAUUAUCCCGAGGAGCCUCAGCAGUACUGGGAUCAUUCUUGCUGCAGCUGUCAUCACACUCAGCAGCCCGACAGUCCACCAACGCAGACGGAGUUAGAGAGAACAGAGGCCGAUGGAGCCGACACAGCGGAGGCGGCUCCUGCUGAGCACGAUACAGGUGAAGAAGAUGCUGAGGAAGCUCUGGAGCCAAGUACAGAUGCUGGAAGACAAACCGACUACACUGCACCAAGUGACGAAGAUGUGGAGCUGGACAGUGGUUUAGCAGCAGGCCAGGGGCACAUCGAGCUGGGAGUCCUAGAGGAGGACCUUGGGGGAGACCUGCGGGUCCCCGAGCAGGACCUCAACCCGCCUGAGGAGACAGAAUCAUCCAGCAACCAGGUCCGACGGAGGAACAGGAGGAGGAGGGCAAAGAAAGCGUCACAGUGACUCCAACACCAUGAGCUGCGGUCACAGCUUGGACUAUAUUUACUUUAGAAAUGCUUUAUGGAGCGGGUGAAAGAGGAAAAGGCUAGCAUGGAUUGCAUUUCUAGAAUUUCCUCAUUUGUUUGUACCUUUUCUCACCUUUGUAGCACAAGUUGAACAGAACUGAACUAUCUUUCCUGCAUUAUUCAACGGUGGAUUUCUGUGGAGGCAUGACUACUCUUCAGUGAAGUUGCGUACAGGUCACCACAACUCCAGACAAGCCGAGAAAUAUCAUUACACUCAGCUGACAGCUCGUUUAGUGCAGCCAGCUAAAACUAAUGAAGCGUAACAGCAAUCGCAGAAUAAAUCCAGUUUCAUUUAUUGCUUGAAAUGAAGGAUUUAUUGCAUUACUGCUCUGACAACCGAGCAAACCCAAUCUACUAAAUUCCAAGACUUUAUUUAUUACACAAACGCAUCUGACUUAUUACUGGUGAUAAUUUAAAUAAAGUUUCUGGAGUUAAGCUUAAA
This is a messenger RNA of Betta splendens (Siamese fighting fish), 2738 nucleotides long. RefSeq names its product RIC3 acetylcholine receptor chaperone b (gene ric3b). The transcript has 6 exons. The record is from RefSeq and is a predicted model, not a curated record. Gene Ontology annotation, cellular component: neuronal cell body; neuron projection; intracellular membrane-bounded organelle. Bases 1167 to 2234 code for a protein of 355 amino acids. Gene Ontology annotation, biological process: protein localization to cell surface; synaptic transmission, cholinergic. Lineage: Eukaryota; Metazoa; Chordata; Actinopteri; Anabantiformes; Osphronemidae.